This is a messenger RNA of Malaya genurostris, 1223 nucleotides long. RefSeq names its product aldo-keto reductase family 1 member B1-like. Lineage: Eukaryota; Metazoa; Arthropoda; Insecta; Diptera; Culicidae. The transcript has 4 exons. Gene Ontology annotation, molecular function: aldose reductase (NADPH) activity. The record is from RefSeq and is a predicted model, not a curated record. The coding region runs from base 115 to 1071 and encodes 318 amino acids. Gene Ontology annotation, cellular component: cytosol.
AACAUCGUCGCCUACUAUACCGCAUGCUACUUUAUCUAAACAAAAACAUGCUUACUUCAGCCCGAACGAUUCAGUUUGUUUUGAGCCAACACCAAAGUAGGAUCAUCGCACACAAUGACAUCGAAGGUUCCACUGGCAUUUUUCGACAAUGCUAACAGCAUUCCGAUGAUUGGACUCGGAACAUGGGGAUCGCCCCCAGGUGAGGUUACACAAGCUGUUAAGGAUGCUAUUGACGCCGGCUAUCGUCAUAUCGACUGUGCUCACGUAUAUCAAAACGAACACGAGGUGGGUGAUGGAAUUGCGGCCAAAAUUAAGGAAGGAGUUAUCAAAAGGGAGGACGUUUUUAUUACUAGUAAAUUGUGGAACACUUUUCACCGGCCGGAUUUGGUUGAAGGAGCUCUGUGCAAUACACUAAAGAAUCUCAAACUUGAUUAUUUGGAUCUGUAUCUUAUUCACUGGCCCGUUGGUUACAAGGAAGGGGAUGAGUUGUUCCCCUUUGGCCCUGAUGGGAAAACGUUCAUCUUUUCCGAUGCCGAUUACGUAGAUACUUGGAAGGCAAUGGAGAAACUGGUGGAUGCUGGACUAGUGAAAAACAUUGGCCUGUCAAAUUUUAACACUAAACAAAUUCAGCGAGUGCUAGAUGUAGCACGAAUCAAACCGGCAACCAACCAAAUUGAAAAUCAUCCUUAUCUCCACCAGUCGAAGAUAACAGCUUUCUGUGCUGAUAACAAAAUUAUUGUAACAGCCUACAGCCCCCUGGGGUCCCCGGCUAGGCCAUGGGUAACGGAAGACGACGUAGUUUUGCUAAACGAUGAAACAGUUAAAACUAUCGCCAAGAAAUAUGGCAAAGAACCGGCCCAGAUUUUAAUCCGUUAUCAGAUUCAGCUGGGACACGUAGUGAUCCCAAAGUCAGUAACUAAAUCUCGAAUCGCUUCCAAUUUCGAUGUGUUUGGCUUUGAACUGGCCGCGGAAGAUAUGAAACAGCUGGCGGCCCUCGAACGGAACGGACGCAUAUGUCCCGAGUUUGGAGCUUUCGGACAUCCGCAUCAUCCGUUUGAGAAUGAAGAAUAAUCGCGGCCGGCUGUGGAUGACCCGACACGAUAACAUCUUAGCUUGAUUGCGCCUGCGUGUGAGAAAAUUAGCGCAGAUGUUAUUUUCUGUAAGUACGCGAUGAAUUUUCAAGGUCGUCGACUGAAAUAAAUAUUUUGCAGUAUAUCACAGUA